CUAGGAUCCAUGCACUGUACUACUGCAGUAGUACUACUACUUCCUCUACUACGCAGUAUUACCAUUUAUUGCAUUGUCUUUGUCCUCAGUGGGUGUCGUUAGACUUUUAUUCAUCAAGACAAAUUGAAAGGACAGGUUUUCGUUGAAGCCUUAUGCCACCUAAGAGAGAAGCCGGAGCGUCUCCAUCCCAACCGCCGGUAAAGAUGCUAAAGAUCAACACGGUCCCACAGGAGGCUGGUCCAAUGGAAGACAAGUUCGGUUUGGCCGACGAGUCCACUUACUCCCCCUUUCUCAGCACCGAGGAAUUUGAAGAGAUUGAAGUUGGUUCGAGUCCAGGCAUCCGAACCGACACCAUCAGCCUGCUGAUGAAGAUAGAGCAGCUGCAGGCCCAACUCAAGUAUGAACGCAGAUGUCGAGUAUUGGCAGAGAGAGAGCUGCGGGAGCUGAAAGAGAUGAACACGCUCAUGAUGCAAAUGAGACACACGGCUCACGAACUGCGAGCCACUCUGGAUCACGUCCUCCAAGGCGGCGACCCGGUGAUGGCGGCGCACAACUCUCAAGACGAAGCCAUGUCUUUCCUGGCGGAGCACGAGGCCGGCAUGGUGGCGGACAUGCCGGAGGACAACCACGACAUCCUGUACCUCGCCGAGAACCUCAGGGUUCCACGGAAUCUCUACGAGCGCAUCGCCGAAAUCGCAGACUACAAGAAGUACACCUCGGCGCUGCUCAUGAUGCUUUUCGACAGAGAGACCCUGGCCACGCACUCUCUGCAGGGACGUAGGAACACCAUCACCGGGGAGGACUGCCACAAACCUCAGCUGCCACCUGACAUCCUCCGAAGCAUCAUCGAUCACGUGGCGGUCAAAUUCGGCGUGGACAGCAGCCAGAUCAAAACGGCCAUCCGGACCAAGUUGAACAACGAGGACAAACUGUUGAAGAAGAGACUGGGCUUGGUAAAAGGCGAACACAAAGCUAGCGUAGAUGCGUCACUCCUGCCCGACAACGCAUCGAUAUGAUGCCAGUCAGUAGUCUUCCUUGGCCUUCGUCCUCUUCGUCUGCUCUCGUGUGUGUGUGCGUGCGUGCGUGCGUGCGUGCGUGCGUGCGUGCGUGCGUGUGAUGUACUGUAACUGUGUGACGAGGCACCUCUGCUAAUCUAGAUGAUUCACUAGUGACAUUUAGUGCUUGCAUUAGGUUAUUUUCUAACUUUUAUAGGAAUACACUUUUUAAAAAACGCGUACGGCUCUCAUGUAGAAAGUGUUACGUAACGAGGAGAUCUACACAUAACGCGCACACGCGUGAUAUUGAGGUAGGUAGCGGUCAACAAGUGUUCUCAUUUGAGGCUUCCCCCCCUCAAGUAUCCAUUUGUGAGCCAACAAGGACGCUACGUCGACUUGAACGGAUGUCCAGCCCGAUAUGGCUGACUGUCACCUCCUCGCCAUUCACGUCUCGUGUCCCAGCAAGAACCCUACUGGUUUUGCCUUGCAGAUGCGCCUUUUUUUCCACUUUAAUGUGAUAAUUUAGCUGGAGCUUCACAGCUUGGCUCAUUGGCCACAUCAUUAGGUACACCUGUGCAAUCUAACGGUACCUUCUUUGCAAAGACAACAAUACUCGGUUUUGUGAGAGCAUUUUGCAGCCACGUGAAAACAUGUCGCUAUCUUCCGAGCGAUGGAACUGUAAUGGACCAAGUUGCCCACUAGGUAGCGCUAUAACACUAUCCAUACCCACGCAGUGUACCUAAUGUUUUGGCUGCUGUGUGUACGUGCACAUAAACAGUAUAUGUUUGUUGUUGUCGUGAUUCACUACAAUUGUGCCAAUAAUAAACUUUAGGAAUGGUUACUCGCUGCUUGCU
Molecule: messenger RNA, 1849 nt
Organism: Dunckerocampus dactyliophorus (ringed pipefish)
Lineage: Eukaryota; Metazoa; Chordata; Actinopteri; Syngnathiformes; Syngnathidae
Exons: 6
Coding region: 153-1016 (287 amino acids)
Biological process (GO): negative regulation of Notch signaling pathway; positive regulation of neuron differentiation
Cellular component (GO): nucleus
Molecular function (GO): transcription corepressor activity; DNA binding
Source: RefSeq, a predicted model, not a curated record